Sclerotinia borealis F-4128 is the source of this 1434-nucleotide messenger RNA. The record is from the annotation of a GenBank genome assembly. Lineage: Eukaryota; Fungi; Ascomycota; Leotiomycetes; Helotiales; Sclerotiniaceae.
AUGCCACCAAUUAAGCCUUUGAUAUAUGCAGAACUCCUGUCGAAUAUUCGUCAGAUAUCUAUCCUCGCAUUUUUAGAUACACCAUCUGAUCCUGCCACAAAAGCUGAAUUAUCGGCCGAUGGGACUCGAUUGACAUUGCAUCAUGCCGAACAAAAUAUUAAACUUGAGCUUCCAGGCCAAGUUGUAGCAAACUCACAGCUACGGGGAUUCCCUGUCGGUAGUCUUGAGUUAUCAUGGCGUCUUCCUUUGGCAGGAGACUUUCAACGAGCUGAUGUAGAUAUCGCCCAAACUAUUGAAGCACCAUGGUCAGCAAAAGAUAUGGUUAUUGGUGAACAAGUUCUUGAGUGCCGUAGGUGCUCUGCGACUAUUGUGGAAGCAGAUCAGAUCAAAGAAUGGAAAGAUCUUCCAAGUGAGGGUUGGGCAGAAAUGAUGGAUUUCUGGCAUUGCCACAAGCCAUCUGACCAUGAAAACCUUAGUCACGGAGAGGAGAAACAGACCGAUCUGGCUUCUUCCAAAGGUUAUGGAGCGAAUACAAAAUUCACUGCACAGGCUGGAAUUGGAUUCGUGGAUCAUUCAAGCUUUCUUCUGGCAGAAGACGAUUGUAAUCUUCCUGCCGGAGGUAACGAGGAUCUUCUCUAUAGGCUGGUCGCCGAUACAAAUACCCAAAAUCAACCACUUGUUGCUGCUCUGCUCCGGCAGCAAUCGAUUUCAUUUACCCUCUUCUUCGGAUUAUGGGUUUCUAUCUCGAUUGGAGGAUUUCAAACCUUGGCAUAUCAGUUCGCCGUAUCUUCUUCAAGAUCUUGGAAGUCACGGGAUUACAACAAGAGACAUUUAUCAGUGAAAAGGACUAUUCAUUGUGAAAAUGGCUGGUGUCUCACUACGAUAGGUUUCAGUGAUCCUCAUAACGAAGGCAUCAGACUAUUCAAGUGGUGUUUACGCAUGAGAACUUUCGAGAACCCUGCACCAACCAACCUUUCAGGUGCGGUUCUUGAGCCAUCGAUGGCAUCGAUUAUUUCGGCGCAAUUCUUGGCAAUCAUGAACGCAUCUUGUGUCUCCCGUUUAGUUUUACUACCCACACCCGUGACUGGAAAAUUCGAUCCGAUAUACCCAGGCCUCAGCAUAUGGAUAUUCAACCCAUCAAUACGAUAUACCUCAGCAUAUUUCUACCGAUGCAGAAAAACGCACGUCUCUACAUCCGGCAAACCCGGAAUCCUAGCUAUGAAAAUCCUCUGGAAACCAUGUGCUCAUAUCAGGGAUCCAUCAGCGGACAAUGACAAUGAGUCCGUGGAGGAGCUAGAGUUUCCAGGAGCCGUGUUGCAUGAAUUUCAGCAUUAUUUAGAGGAAGUUGCCAAAAGAUUUUUACCGCCAAGUGCGAGAAAGUUGCAGGAUUGGAAUGUGGCGCUUUUGGAAAGAUAUGAACAACGGCAAAAGUGA